AUGAAGUUCACCAGCUUCGCCGCUAUGGGCUUGAUGGGCUGUGCCCUCGCCCUGCCCCAUGGCCCUCACCAUGGUGACUCUCAGCCAAAUGACCACCCCACGCCUACCGGCUCUCCUCCCACCGGUUUCCCGACUCCUUCGGGUCUGUCUAGCACCGACGACUUCGACAAGCGUCAGUUCGGUUCCUCCCCAGAGCCCUCUGGUGACUUCGGCUUCCACAACGGCCCUCCUCCUUCCGGCACUCCUUCAGCCUUCCCAGAGCCCUCUGGUAGCUUCGGCGGUUUCGAGCGUCGCCAGGACUUUGGAAUCCCUAGCGGCUUGCCCUCCUUCUCUAUUCCCUCUGGCGUCCCCACCGGUCUGCCAUCUGGCUUCCCCGGCUUCGGUGGCUUUGAAGGACUCGGCAAGCGUCAGUUUGCUGAGACUAGUGGUCCUGCUCCCUCGGGCCCCGCCCCCUCUGUUACCCCUACUGGCUUCCCCCAGCCCAGUGGUAGCUUCCCCAGUGCUUCAGGUGUUCCAGUCGGCUUCCCGCCGUCUGGACAUUCUUUCGCUGAGCGUGACCAUGGACACGAUUCUUUCCCUAAGCCUAGUCGCCCUGCCCCGUCGGGUCCUGCUCAUUCGGGCCCACCUCCCUCUGGGUCCGCUCCCUCAGGCCCUGUCCCAACUGGUCGCGUUUAA
This is a messenger RNA of Penicillium cataractarum, 675 nucleotides long. RefSeq lists its product as uncharacterized. The record is from RefSeq and is a predicted model, not a curated record. NCBI's taxonomy places the organism in Eukaryota, Fungi, Ascomycota, Eurotiomycetes, Eurotiales, Aspergillaceae. The transcript has a single exon. The coding region runs from base 1 to 675 and encodes 224 amino acids.